UAUAGCCUUGUAUAUUCCUCAAAGGAUCUGAUUCUGGCAUCUUUGGAUUCUUUUCCUUUCCUGUAAUCUGAUCCAUCUGUUUUUCAGCGGCUUUUCAUUUCCUGAAAUCCAUUCAUUCACUCGUUGGAACUGGUAACACUUUGAUUCUCAGUGAUUCACGCAUCAUUACCCAGACCAAAACUGGCUUCUUCCCUCAAUUCUCAUACAAAGUUGAAUCAAGAGUGUAUAAUAGAAUAGACCAGAAAAAACCAACAGGAGAUCAGAUUGGUAAUCGAGAAACAUCAUGAAGAUUUCUGACUUGGGACUGGUGUGUGUAUCAUGCACAGCUACGUUAAUCCAAGCAGAGAUCUUUUCGACGCCAAUUUACUCUGUAGCAAGAAACUCCACAUACGCGCAAGCAAAAAGGGCAGCUGCAAGAGAGGACAGGAUUGCGAGGAGUAGAACAAAUAGUCACAAGAAGAGUGAAGUGAAAAAAGAGAGAGCAAGGGUGUCAAGGCGGGUCAGACAUAAUGAAGAUGAACAAAAGAGGUUAAAAGGUCCAGUUGGUGGUGUGGAGAAUGAUGAUGAAUAUCUUGCGGCUUUGAGGGAAGGCAAAUUUUUGGACGACGUAAGAGCAAGAUACGGAAGUGGAGUGCCUGAAUGGGAUUGGAAUGAACUGGUAUGUGUCAUAGAUCUGGAAGUUGGAAGCCCACCGCAGAGCUCACGAGCUCUCCUUUCCAUCUCUGAUAAUGACAUGUUCCUACCGUCAGUUGAUUGUACGAAUACAUGCCAUUUUCAUCAACUUUACGACCCCUCUUUGUCAAACACGAAAACAUGGAUAGGCACUCUUUUUGCUAUGGACUAUGCCAGGUGUUCUGCAUUUGGAAACCUAGUCUCCGAUACCAUCACUUUCGCCGGCCUAACAAUUUCACAACAAUUCGGCGCUGUCGAUAGUGUAGGACGAUUCACAGAUCCAGAUUGGGGUAACUUGGAAUGGGAUGGGCUAUUUGGACUAGCCCCUUCAUCCACGCACUCUACGCACUCAAUUCCAAAUCCAUUCAUCAAUCUUCGUUCCCAGAAACUCAUUCAAACACCGGUCUUCACUCUUCUUCUUCCACAAACUCCAGACACUCCUUGUCUCCUCGCCUUCGGUAAAAUAGACCAUACACGCUAUACCGGCCCCCUCAAGCUUCUCCCUCUCCUAAAUCACACAAUUGCUCCGCAAUUUCGCUCUACCAUGCUCCCAGAUCUCAUCACUGAUCGCUGGCAAAUCCCUUACAAAUCUCUUACCAUCUCUGGCACAUCCUCCUCCUAUAACCUCCGUCCAUAUAUCGCCAUCCUUGAAAUAUCCUAUCCAGGCAUCGGUCUCCCUUCAUCUCUCGUCACUUCCCUCCACACCUAUCUCGGAAUGGAGUUCCGCGGCUACGAUGUCCCACCUUCCAUUUCCUGUUCCCGUCGUGAUUCAUUACCUGUCAUUACUUUACGCCUCGGGGACCAUAAAUUUCCUUUAACAGCAUAUGAACAUACUUUGGAAGUAGAUAGAACGGAUAUAGGUGGUCAUAGAUGUGUGUCGUUGUUUAUGGAGAUGGAAGAUGAGAUGGAAGGGGAUGUAAAGCGUAUUGUAUUAGGAAGUGGGUUUCUGAGGAACUGGUUUGGGGUCUUUAAUUUGAAGGAGAGGGAGGUGGCUUUUGGGAAGGUGGGGGUAAUUGGGAUUGUGGAAGAGAAAUAUGAAGUCUAGAGUCUAAAGAGAUCGAGGGAAAUUGUAAUGUUUGAGUUCAGGAACCGAGUAAAGUGGCUGGGAGCGAAAUAUUACAUAGGCAGAAGUGAAGACUUCGUAGUUGCUUAGUAUAAAGGUUAUCUCUAG
Molecule: messenger RNA, 1843 nt
Organism: Botrytis sinoallii
Lineage: Eukaryota; Fungi; Ascomycota; Leotiomycetes; Helotiales; Sclerotiniaceae
Exons: 2
Coding region: 284-1717 (477 amino acids)
Biological process (GO): proteolysis
Molecular function (GO): aspartic-type endopeptidase activity
Source: RefSeq, a predicted model, not a curated record